Messenger RNA from Gadus chalcogrammus (walleye pollock), 936 nucleotides. RefSeq names its product troponin T, slow skeletal muscle-like. Bases 1 to 738 code for a protein of 245 amino acids. Gene Ontology annotation, molecular function: tropomyosin binding; troponin T binding. Gene Ontology annotation, biological process: sarcomere organization; regulation of muscle contraction; slow-twitch skeletal muscle fiber contraction. NCBI's taxonomy places the organism in Eukaryota, Metazoa, Chordata, Actinopteri, Gadiformes, Gadidae. The record is from RefSeq and is a predicted model, not a curated record. The transcript has 12 exons. Gene Ontology annotation, cellular component: troponin complex.
AUGUCCGAUGGAGAAGAUGGGGUUCCUCAGGAGGAGGAAGAGGAGCCGGGGGAAGGUGAAGGAGAACGUCCCAAACAGAAGCCCCCGGUGUCCCAACUUGCGGCCCCUAAGAUCCCAGGGGGCGACCGGGUGGACUUUGAUGACAUCCACAGGAAGCGCAUGGACAAGGACCUGCUGGAGCUCCACACGCUCAUCGGCGUCCACUUCCACCAGCGGCGGAAGGAGGAGGACGAGAUCGUGGCACUCAAAGACAGAAUAGACAACCGGCGUUCGGAGCGCGCCACGGAGCAGAGGGUUCGAGCGGAGAAGGAACGACACCGCCAGGCCAGGAUAGCGGAGGAGCGCCAGAGGAAGGAGGAAGAGGAGGCGAAGAAGAAGGCAGAGGAUGACGCCAAGAAGAAAAUGGUCCUCUCCAACAUGGGAGCUCACUUCGGCGGCUUCCUGGCUAAGAUAGAGCAGAAGCGAGGGAGGAGGCAGACAGGCAGGGAGGUGAAGACGAAGACGCUAGCAGAGAGACGCAGACCGCUGGUCCUCGACAACCUGAAGGAGGAUGCCCUCAGAGAGCGAGCGGCUGAGAUGUGGAGCAGGAUCCACCUGUUGGAGUCUGAGAAGUUUGAUCUGACAGAGACCACCAAGAAACAGAAAUAUGAGAUCAAGGUGCUGUUGAACAGAAUCCAACAUGCUCAGAAAUUUAAAAAGGUUCACGGGAAGGGAAAGGUCGGAGGUCGUUGGAAGUGAUGACCUUUGACCUGCUGGACGUGACCCCCGACAGAUGCAGAGAAACACUUUAAUAGAAAUAUGUAGUUUUAUUGUAGAGUUAAAACGUCUUGCUGUGCAAUAUUAUAUGAUAUUAUAGUGUCAAUACAAUAUUUCUGUAGCUAAAUGUGUGUUGUUCUGUUUGAGUGUCUCUGUUCAUCUACGUAUUGUCCAAUAAAA